CCCCUUUUAAAGGUUUCGCGCACUGUGCAGUACACGGUGAUGUGGUCCGACAUGAAGACCCUCGAAACCAGAACGACCGAAAAAUACUAAUGCUAUUUAUAGAAAAGGAAUCGAUUGUUUUCACUACAGGCUUUUCAAAAAGCGUUUCAGAGACAGUAAAAUUAGAGAAGUCGUGUAACGGCGCCUCCAGUUUCGGGAGAAAAGACGUUGGAGACCGUAACACUUUAUUAUUGCAACUUUGCUCGCGCAGCGGCUAAUAUGAUGUGACUGUAAACCCCAUCUUGAUCUGGGGGGAGAGGGGGUACUAAACGGACUAUCUGCAAUCACAUUAUGGACUAUAUAUAUUUUUUAAGGAUAUCUAGAAAAGUGCAUCAUGAAGAAAGAAAAUUGUACAGGGUUUGGAACAAAACACACCGUCAAAGGAGAACAAUAUAGACAGUUCAGAAGUCAGAAGGCAAAGGCAUAAGUGAAGAUGACUUUCAAAGUAGCCAAAACAUGGUUUUUAAGACUCCUCCCUGUUGUGCUAAUCUUCAUCUGUUACUACUACUCCCAGUUCUACAUUGAAAGCUAUGGAGGCAGUGGGAAAUCCCCUCAGUCCACCGUUUCUGGAUGUGACAGUUAUCGCUCACAGAGGAAGUGGAAGAGUCUCAACUUUAACAUGAACAAAAAAGCAGAGCUCUUUCUAAAGCUAAAUGAUUUCUUCUGGAGGGAACAUCUGUCGACUCAAGCUCUGCCCUAUGGUAUUAAAGGCAGCGAGCUCCUGCUUUUGAAAGUCUUGGCAGUGAUUCCCAGCUACACAAUGCCAGCAUAUAUUGAGAGUUUAAAUUGCAGGACAUGUGCAGUCAUUGGAAACAGCUUUUCCAUUAAAAACACUUCACUGGGGGAGAUCAUUAACAAAUACGAUGUGGUGAUCAGAAAAUAUCACAGAUUGCAAUCAGAAAGAUUCAGAUCCGAAGAACCAGUCGGAAGGCUGAACGAUGCCCCAGUGAGAGGCUUUGAGGAGGAUGUGGGAAACAAGACCACUUUGCGUCUGUUUUAUCCCGAAUCAGCCUCUUUUAACCCGGGUAUUCACAAUGACCCGGACACCCUGCUGGUCCUGGUUCCUUUCAAACAGGAGGACCUCCGCUGGCUCAAAGAGAUCCUAUAUGAUGAGAAGAGGGUCCAAAAGGGUUUCUGGAAACCUCCUCCUCAGAUCUGGCUCGGCAGGACCAGUCAGAUCCGUGUGCUGGACCCAUAUUUCCUUCGCUUAACAGCCAGCAAGCUUCUUGAAAUUCCCUUGCAACCAAGCAAGCAUCAGAAGCCAAUCCAUCCAACCACUGGUAUUCUGGCAGUGUUUAUUGCACUAAACUACUGUGACGUCAUCCACCUUGCUGGAUUCGGAUAUCCAGAUUCCAGAGACCAGAAACAGCCCAUCCAUUACUAUGGACAAGACACAAUGAAAUCUAUGAAGAAUUCCUACCAUGAUCUCAACCAAGAGGCAGAAGUUCUUAAGAGACUGGAAAAACAGGGGGCCAUUAUAUACCUUCAUCAUUCUUGACAUACACUUGCAUGCAAAUGCUUAAAAAUACCACACUGCUUCUUAGUAUAUAUAGUAUUGAAUAUGUGUGAAUGCAGCAACAAAAACAUUAAAUAUCUUUAUGAUGGGCAGACAGGCCCAUGUUUGCUUGAAUUGGACUGAACAUGUUCAGCUCUCUAAAACACUGCAGAGUUGCAGAGGUGGGUAGUAACGUGCUACAUUUACUCCAUUACAUUUUACUUGAGUAACAUUUUGAAAAAUAAAAAAAACUUUUAGAGUAGGUUUAAAAGUGAUUUCUAAUUAUUUAUUUUUUUUCUUUUACUUCUUUACAAUUGGUGGUGCUCCUGUCAUUACACUACUGGGUUUAAUUUGAGUUAAUGUGUAAUUUAUUUAGAGAUUAUUGAAUGGGACUUUUACGAGAGCGGAAGUUCACACAGCUGCGCACGCUGUCACAGACUGUCACUCAAUCACUGCUGCAGCAUCAAACUCUUCAAAGUGAAACACUUACUUCGCUGUGAAAAAAAGAAUAGUUUCGUCAUGCAAUGUCUUCUUUAAACACCAAGACAAUCGGAUAUUUCAAGAUUAAAAUCACAGCUCUAAUUUAAGGCAGCAUGCUGAGGUAAGUUUUGGCUCUAAUCCUAACAUGGGCUUUUCUGUGUAAUGAGAUGGUCAUUUUCAGGGUGAUUCUGUAACUGGGCUCUUAUGACAUCAGUUUUUAAGUGUACAUUUUUAAUUCAGUGCAGCAGUAUAUCAGUGCGCUUUGUCCCGCGUCCCACAUGUCAUGAGCAGUAUUUAUGCAUUUACCCCGUGCCCUCGCGGGGGUACUGGAAACUAUCGCAGUUACUUCAGGCGGAUUAACUGUAUAAAUCCAUGUAAACAUCCAAGUUGAGUGUAAACAAAUUCAUUUUGCUCUGCCAUUCGUGUGAUCGAUAACUGGAGCGCGAACAGACAGUAUUUCUGCGUGUGCACAGCGAGGUGCACAAAACUAGGGAACGAGUGGCUCACUCAAAAUUCAGACACUCCUACAAAAUGGCAGACACCCGAAAUAGUGCACUAUAUAGUGGAUGGGGGCGGUUUCAAACACAGCGAGUGUUCCACGACCUGGGUUGGUGCCCUACUCACUAGACUACAUACUCUGCAUUUAGAGAGCGGUGGUACUGCUGUACAGAACUAAUGAUCUAAAUUAUUUCAAUACUGAAAACUGUAACUAUACUGAAAUAAGAAUCCACACAGGACUUUAAAAGCUAUGAAAUAGCUAAAGUAAGCAUUAACCAAACACGAUAUUUCUUUGGUUUAUAUUUCAGCAUUAUAAUGUCCUUGUGGGACAUUUUCACGUUUUCACUGUAAUAAUUACCAGAAAUGCUUCCAAACCUCUCUUGUUGACAAAUCCAUCCAGAUCUGACAAGAGCCCUUAAAGGUAUAGUUCACCCAAAAAUUACAAUUCUCAUUAUUUACUCACCCUCAUGCCACCCCAGAUGUGUAUGACUUUCUUUCAUCUGCUGAACUCCAAUGAAGAUUUUUAGAAGAAUUUCUCAGCUCUGUAGGUCCAUACAAUGCAAGUGAAAGGGUGGCAACAUUUUAAAGCUAAACAAACAAACAUAAGUCAGCAUAAAAGUAAUCCAUAAGACUCCAGUGGUUAAAUCAGUGUCAUCAGAAGCGAUGCGAUUGGUAUGGAUGAGAAACAGAGAAACAGAUCACUUUCACAUUCUUCUUCUUGUUGAUUCACAUUCUUCUCUGCAUAUCGCCCCUUGCUGUCUAGCAAAAAAUGACUAAUAUUGAUCUGUUUCUCACCCACACCUAACAUAUCACUUCUGAAGACAUGGAUUUAACCACUGGAGUCUUAUGGAUUACUAUGUGCUUUUUGGAGCAUAACAAUUUUGGCCUACAGAACUAAAAUAUUCUUCUAAAAAUCUUAAUUUGUGUUCUGCAGAAGAAAGGAAGUCAUACACAUCUGGGAUGGCAUGAGGGUGAGUAAAUGAGGAGAGAAUUUUCAUUUUUGGGUAAACUAUCUCUUUAAAGUGAUAGCUCAGCCAUAAUUUAAUAUUCUGUCAUAAUUUCCCUACCCUCAUGUUGUUCCAAACCAGUGUGACACUUUGUAUUAUGUGGAACACAAAAUAAGUUAGACAGAAUGUAAGGGACUGACAGUCUCUGUCACCAUUCACUUUCAAAAUAUGGAGAAAAAAAAAAAAAAAAAACAUUCACUGAAAGUAAAUAGUGACUCAUGCAAACAUUCUGUCUAAUAUCUCCUUAUUGUGUUUCAUAGAAGAAAGAAAGCCAUAUGGGUUUGGAACAACAUGAUGGUGAAUGAUGACAGAAUUUUCAUUAUUAAUAAUAAUAAUAAUAAUAAUAAUAAUAAUUCUGUAAUUCAUGUUCAAUAUGUAUUAUGUAAGGAAUAUAGGGGAGUAAACAUCUAUUAUGUAAUUUGUGAAAGUAAAUAGUUACUCACUGCUUGAGUACUCUUUUAAUUGGAUACUUUCUUACUCUUACUCAAGUAAUUAUUUAUGUUAGUACUUUUACUUGAGUACAGUUUUUGGCUACUCUACCCACCUCUGCAGAGUUGUUGUUUCUGUAAGAUUUCUGUGUUAGUACGUGAUUUCCAUAAUUUUGUCUUACCUCAGAUAUUUAUAAUUCUUAAUUAUUUUUUCUCUUAAUUAAGAGUCCUUUUGGAAAAUGUUAUUUGAAAUAUCACCACUGGAUAUUUUGUGAACUUUAAGUAUUUAAUUAAAAUGAAAUUUGAUGCA
Myxocyprinus asiaticus (Chinese sucker) is the source of this 4257-nucleotide messenger RNA. RefSeq names its product ST3 beta-galactoside alpha-2,3-sialyltransferase 4 (gene st3gal4). Gene Ontology annotation, biological process: glycolipid biosynthetic process. NCBI's taxonomy places the organism in Eukaryota, Metazoa, Chordata, Actinopteri, Cypriniformes, Catostomidae. The record is from RefSeq and is a predicted model, not a curated record. Bases 473 to 1537 code for a protein of 354 amino acids. The transcript is spliced from 13 exons. Gene Ontology annotation, molecular function: sialyltransferase activity.